UCCGCUUCUUCACGCACAGCCGUAGCGACCCACGUCCCCAAACUCCGCGUUUCUCUACAAGGUUUCGGCGGACCGCUGCUGUUUUAUCUGAUUUUUUCCCCCAUAGGACUUUCUUCCUACGUUGCGGGGGAAGCGGCCUCGAAAACGUUGUUACUGAAAUACGAAACGGUAUCUUUAUCCAGCGCCCACCCACGUAUUUACUAUUAUAGGUGUGUUUUGCUCAGUCAUACUUGAAACGGGCUGCCGCCCCCCCAGUCGGACGGUCGCUUAUAGCUGACCUGAAGGAGCGUGUUUAAAUACGGAGUGUCGACCCCCCCUGUAACACGAAUCGAGACAGGAACAAACAUUACCGGACGACGCUUCCGAUUUGCUGCUAAUAAUAAUAAUAAUACAAUAAAAGAAUUUCCACCGAAGAGGCGCUGACUUUACGCAUUCACUACGGGCCAUUUUUGCGUAGACGGCGCUCGGAAUCUGGUUUGAAGAGCCGGUAGGAUGGACGUAUUCUGCGUAGGAAUACCCCGCAAAGUACGUCCCGGAUUCUGUAAUCUGCGUGGAAGAACUGAAUAAGGAGCUACCGAUUUUGGAUGGUCGUAGAAGAAUUUUUUUUUUAAACACAGCAACGAGGGUAACUGCGACUUGUGUGGCGAACGACGGCGGGGAGAGCCUGGUGAUUUUCUGGCAUGCAGGAGAAAAUGACAUGCCAACAUGUCUCUAAAUAAACGGAUGACAUCAUUUAAACAAAUAUAUAACAAACUUUCAACUCUGUCUUGUAUACAGUGGGAUUUACAUAUAAAAGACGUCAAUUGCGUAAUGAGCAGUGACUUGUAGACCAGAUGCAAAACAACCAGUUUCGGAUUUUUAAAAAAUGACUUGUGGGUUGCAGAUGUGCCAAGGAAAUGAGAAGCGCUGCUCUUAAGGCACUCUGACUCCGCAUCGGCUGGAUCUCUGAACUGCGGUCAGCGGAAACCUGCAAGUUUGGAUGCAAGCAAACAACUGGCCUGAGCUACAUGAUCCGGAGCCUUGCCUGCUACUGGUGCCGAAGCGUAUGGGUCCUGCGUACUCAAUCUCCCAACUCCCACACAAAAAAUACAGAAUAGCUGCAUUUGCUCCUGAACGUACAUUAUAGUAGAUAGCGGUAGCUUCGUGCUCUUCGCCUGACAGCUACCCUUUAUCUGUUCCUUAACUGUUUUCAUCUUAGAUUAUUUGGCUGCUAUGUGAUACGCCAAGAAAUAAGCUGAACGGGUCGCUCCCGCCGUGGCCGUAUUCGGAACCGGGGUCUGCACCUUUUUAAGGCGAAAAAACAAUAUAUCUCUGCUCCAUUGGGAUAGUGUGAUUUGCAGUAGUCCACAGCUGGCAAAGUCUCUAAGUAAACGACGUACGCGAUCUGCGUAAGGUACGUCUUUUCUGGGUUAAAGGCGAGACUGAAGUGACAUUGCAGUCUUUUUUUUCUCCCCCUUCAAUCCCCACCCUCAAUGGUUGGAGUUUAGGAAAUAGCGUAAAGUACGCGGGAGGGGGUGGGGGGCAUUACGUUUGGGUGUAGGGGUGGGGGUGGUGGUGAAAAAAGGAGAGAAGGUGGAGCGCUGUCCGCCGUACGCGUUUGCGCAGUUUACGCUUUACCCCGCCCCUCCCGCGGCGACGGUGAUGGGUCGGAAGCGGUGUGUCGGCGCAGAUUGCUCCAAGAUGGCGGCGGGGUGCUGCGGGGUGAAGAAGCAGAAGCUGUCGGGGUCCCCCGGCGCGGGGGGUCCUGGCGGCGCGGGGAGCGGGGUGGCCGGGACGGGACACUGCGGGUCGGACUUGGGGAUGGGCUCCUCGUCGGCUGCAGCGGCGGGGAGCGCCGGUCGUGUGAACGGCCUUGGGGGUCCCGGGGGUGGCAGCGCGAGCAGCACCAACGCGUUGUCCCCGGCUCCGGGAGGCUACAACUCAACCGGCCUUUCCCCGAAUCUCAGCCCCGGACCCGGGUCGGGCAGCGGCGGCAGGAAGAUGGUGGUGUCGGCGGAGAUGUGUUGCUUCUGUUUCGACGUGCUUUAUUGCCAUCUAUACGGAUACCAGCCACCUCGGACACCCAGGUUUACAAACGACCCUUACCCGCUGUUCGUUACUUGGAAAAUAGGCCGGGACAAGCGGUUGAGGGGCUGUAUUGGUACAUUUUCAGCCAUGAACCUGCACUCAGGACUCAGGGAGUACACCCUUACCAGUGCCCUUAAAGACAGCCGCUUCCCCCCGAUGACGAGGGAGGAGCUGCCGCGCCUAUUCUGCUCAGUGUCUCUUCUCACAAACUUCGAGGACGUCGGCGAUUACCUAGACUGGGAGGUGGGUGUACAUGGCAUUAGGAUAGAAUUUUUCAAUGAAAAAGGAUCAAAGCGAACCGCCACCUACCUGCCAGAAGUUGCAAAGGAGCAAGGAUGGGACCACAUUCAGACCAUAGAUUCCUUACUACGGAAGGGAGGUUACAAAGCUCCCAUCACAAACGACUUCAGGAAGACCAUUAAAUUGACCAGGUAUUGUAGCGAGAAGAUGACGAUGAGCUACGCCGAUUACAUCACCCACCGCCAGCAUCACCACUACCAGAACGGCAUCGGACACCCCCUGCCCCCUUACAACCAUUAUUCCUGACACCGAGCCGCAUGACCAGUCACUGGACCUCUCCGCGGACCUCUUCCCAGGAGAACCCGCCCCUUCUUGGUCUAGCUAUCUCUACUACUGUACCAUUUUAUGAUGAUAGCUUCCGUUGCCACGCUUGGCCGUCUGUCUGCGCCAGGCUGGCAACGGGUGGCAGCGCACUCUUUCUUUUCUUUUUUUUUCUUUUUUGUGUGAGAGCAAAAAUAACAUUUCUUUUCCUUUAAUCUUUUUCUCUUAAGUUGGUUUUUGCAGCAUUUAUAUCUACAAUAUGUUAACCCCCUUUCUUUUUAAAAGAAAAAAAAAAUAUAUAUACUGAUUUUAAUUUUCCAAAAAUCCUAAUCAGGUUUUUUUGUCUGUGGAUGGAAGGAAGUCAGUUUUGAUGGGAUAAUCGUUAAUGGUUUUGCUUUAGUUUAUGUAUAGUAGGCUUGGUAAUGCAAUUAAAAUAGGGAACUUGGUUUCUUUUUUAUUUAAAAUCAUUUAUUAUUAGCCAGGUGUGUGUAUCUUAAUGGAGACCCACGGGUCUGAAGGUUUGUGUUCUUUUUGCGUGAGCUAUUGGCUGUUGGUGUGGUUUCGUGAAUCGUAGCUAGAUCAAUCUUGAUGUAGGUUCUUGUAUAACCUUGAGUGUGGUUGUUGUCCUAGAUGGUAGACUUUGGUUAGACCCAUUACUUUUAAAGCCAGCAAUCAUUUAUAUUUUUUUCUCUGUGUAAUUAUAGGCCAGCUCAUAAUUAGGGAACAGACCAAUAAAAUCGCAGGAUUUAUUAGUGACUGGAUAACACCAAUAUUAGUUUUUUUUGUGGCACCAAAAAUGGUUCAGAACUUCCACUGCUUUCCAAAUUACUGUUCGCAAUAGAAUUGUCAGCUCAGGUCGGUCGGUGAUUUAUUUAUUUUUUAAUGUAAAAUUUUUUUUUAAUCAUCUGUGAUGAAUGACGUAACGAGCAAUUCAGCUUGAACGUCAUCUUCUCGGUGGACGUUGAUUUAUUCUUUCCUAACCGUUCUUUUACCGACUUUCUUCUGUAGCAGCAGGUUUAGUGCCGUCCUCCCGGGGCAGAAGGCCCCAUGCCAGCUGGACCUGUUGGGUGGGAUGAGCUCUUGGUAGGACGUGGACAGGCUCUCCUCAGAAGAUGGUGUGAUCACUGUGCUUUUCUAAGGUCUCCUUUGCAAACCUUAAGCCUGUUACUUGGAGAGAAUAGUGGAAAGACUAGGUGUGCUUCAGCAGGAGCAAGGUUAGACCCUUUAAAGCCAUAUUUUCUUCUGAUGCAUGGUUUGCUCUAGCCGUGGUUUGUAGCUGGCUCAGGUGGUCCUCCUGUUCAGUGUUUUCACCCUGGCGGGGCUUGGUGUAGCUUUUUAUUUAUAUUUUUGUCCACCAAACGGCUGUUUUUGGGGGCUACUGCUCCGCCGCCUGCCUUGGGUCUGUCAAGAUUUCUGUGUAUUCUUCAGGGGCUUAACAGAGGCCUUUAGGCGGCAUGUGAGCUGUAAUUCUUGCAGGUGCUCAUUGAGCACGACUCGCAUACCCACCAACACUUGAUGGGUAAUCCAUCUGAAGCAGCAUGAAGCCUGCAUAGCUGCAGCGGUCCAGUGCGGGUUAACCUUUAGGGACGCUCGGGAGUAAGCAUUCACAAAUGCUAAGUCUCCAGGCAGCAGCAACACAAUCGAUUUAUGAGCUGUGAUGGACGCAGGCGUUUGGAGUCGUGACUUCUACCAGUUCUCUGCUAGUUGUACAAUGUCCAGGCAGAUAGCUAUAUGUCUUCAACAUGUUUAGGGCAAAUGGUUUUACCCCAGUCUUGUGUGUUGCUUUUAGUCUGUUUCAAGCAGGCAGGAGUUGCAGCAAAAAGAACUUGGUGGGUAAGUGGUCUUUGGAAACAUUCGAGAAGCAGAUAAUGGGCUUCUUGUCGGGUUUUCUUGAGUUUGGAACUUUUUUUCCUCAAGGUAUGUGGAACUGUAAGACACGAGUUUGCUAUUUACAUUUGUAGACUCGUCUCAAGAAAAUAAUCUAUAUUGUUGAAUGUCUAAAGAAGGCUUACGCACUCUGUUCUAAGAGAAUGUACAUAUUGUUUUAUCCUUUGGUGAAAUGUGAAGGGCUUUGGGAUUCCAUCCACAGAAACCCUACAGUUUCCCCAGAAACAAAAGAAAAAGACCCUUUUUUUCAGUUGUGUUGCCUGCUACCAGUAAGUUAAUGUCAUCAGUGCUCUGUCGUUUCAUCCGCCAGCCAGAACAAUGAAAGGUUCCUUUUUAUCUCGAGCCGCCAUACCUGAGCCCUGCAGUUAUGGGGGUUUGAAUCAGCACUGGUGGCCCAAUUUUAAGGGGUCAGCCCUGACAUAGGGGUGACAGUACAACAGCCCUCAGGGACCAUGCUGGGUUAAACCCUGGACAUAGUAAACAUGCUCCUGCUACCGUCUGGCUUUAUAGGCCUGAUCCUGCCGCACCCAGGCGGUUACCUGACUCACUGUGAUGGGGCAGCUGUCACGCGGUCGUCCCUCAGUCCCGACGAGACGCCAAGGGCAGCUUAGCGCACGGCACGUGGGAUUUUCGUCGUCUUAAGUGACAAUCUCUGUGAAUUAAAGCUGGUUCCGGACGCGUCUCAAACGGUUAAGGGGGUGUUGAUAAAUGGGCGUCAGAGUUGCAUGGCAACUGCAGCCCGGGCCUCUAAUGAAACGACACACCUUGACAUUCAUUUCCUGGCUUUUUACCAACUACAGCACAAACUGAACAUUUUCCGCUGCAAAACAGUCUAUAGGCUUUUUUCACGUUUAUUUGUUACAUACAUGCGAUUUUCUUUUUUUGCGUGUUUGUAUACAAAUAGACAUCCUCAGCAUGCUAGUGUUUUUUUUUUAUUUUUUAUUUUUAAUACAAACAAAAAUGAAAUAAAAUGGUGCUAUCAGACCUCAUGUUGGGGCGGUCACAGUCACAUGACUGGUCAUGCGGACACAUUAAUCAUAUCAGAAUUAUCCUUGAUAUAUGCAGAUCUGUUUUACAGGUGUUUCUUACUGUUGUAACAUUGAAAAUCAAAAACCUGCAGGUUUUGAAAGGACAUGGACAGCAAAUAUUCCCCCCCCCUUGGCCUGGGGGGAAAAGGCGUAGCUUUUUGACCCCAUUAGCUGUACGGGAGGUAGCAGCAUCCAAGGUGUGCAGCAACACCUAGACCAGCCGUAAUGCACAGUGGUGUCGGUCCCCUCCAAGUCCUGUAAAACCCUCCGUCUGGAACGGCCUUUCACUUCCCCUAUGUCGCCAGUGUGUUGUGGAGGGGGGGCGCACGGCCCGCGGUCUUUGUUCUGGCAUUUUCUUUGGCUCGUCUCUUAGGGUGGGGGAGGUGGGAGAACUGCGGUUGCGGUUUAUGAUGCUGGAUGCAGAAAUUACCUCCAUCUGUGAUGCCCCAUGUGCGCCGGACAAAGAGGCCUCUGUUUCGGCAGCCGCGCGCUGGUAGAGAGGCCCCAGUCUCCCAGCUGCAUAUCUCUCUCCCCUCCCUCCCCCAACUCAUUACGACCCGCAUUCUAAAGAGUACGUGUCAAAAGUGCGAGACGUGGUCGCAAGGUAUGAGCAGACUGACUGAAUUUGGAAACGUUCGCCAUUGGCUCCCUGCCAGCCUCGUUUCCUUCCUCAAGUUGCCCGAACGAUUCCCACAAUCCCCUAUGAGCCGGUGGGCCGCCAUCUUGGCUCCUUGUUCCCGUCGCCGGGUCUUAGACGAGCGGGCCAAAGAAAAGUCUGUGACCCAUAGGGGCUCUUCUGGGUCCAUUUGGGGUUUGCCGAAUCUGCGACAUGCAGAACCCAAGGACCAGCCUCAGUGCAAGCCCCCUCCCCCCAUCCCAUCUUCUGGCCAGAACACAAUUCAACAAAGCACAGGGAGUCCUGUUUAACCCGUUUAUGUUCCACUGUACUACUGUUGCCUAUUUUUACCUGUACAAUGUACUCUCUGGGCCCAUCACUGACGUCGGAAACUGGCACUGCUAAAACACAACAAACCCAAGGUGUUAAGUUGUCUGGAAUUUACCCCAAUGCCGUUGGGUAGAAUUCCUUGGAAUCGCCGAUAUUGGGAUUAUUGUCACGUGCUAGAUGCCAUGCAAAGGUUAUAUGGGUGUCCUCUAGGGGGCCCCAAAACAGUAUUUACGUAGGAAUAUGCAAACCAAAAACACAACACACUCCCCCGUGACUGUGGGAGAUGCCAUACGAUAACUGGAUGCUGCUGAUGAUGGUAUCGUCCAGCCCAGGUUCUUGGGCGACGGUGCCGUUCAUGGCUCCGGUUUGCAGGUUCCUACCGCAGAGCUGAUCUCCACCCAUGUCUCUGCGCCAUGUUUUGUUUAAUACUUGAAGGAUUGCGCUAUGAAAGCCACGGUGUAAUCCACCUCCGAAUGCACUUUGGGAACAUUGAUUUACACUUGCAUGGUCUCUAGCUUCCUGGUUACUCUUGUUGUGCUGGGGCAGUCUAUUCGUGAUGGGGCAUUCCCCCCCCCUCCCAAACCGCCAUCCGCCCCCCCCCUCCCCGGGAUCUCGACAAAAUGCAAGUGUGCGGUAUGGACCGAGCUGGUGGACAUAACAUCUUUCGGGAGCUUGUUUGGACUGGAAGACCUUAGAUGUGUCACAAUCAUCUUCCAGCUUCCACUGUGGUUUCUCUGCAGCUUUGGCAGCUUGCAGAAUAAACCUUGGAAUUCAGAUGUCAGCCCACUGUGAUAAUGUGGGUCGAAUUACACCAGCUCCUCACCAUUCACACGAGAUGCAUUUCUUAUCCCGGCCUUCGGGGGUUGAGUCCUCGUAUCCUUUUCACCUUCGUCUCCAGACCGUAGGCUCACGUUACCUUUGUGUGUUCGACCGAACCAAAGAUGCCUCCAGCCAUGUCUAAAUGCUGCUCUUCAGGCCUAUACCUUCCUGUCCUUCCAAAAACGUCCCUGCACGAGUUUUUUUUUUCCCGUCGGUUUUAAUUAUUUUUUUCGUUGGAGCAUUUUUUUGUACGAGUCCUAACUUCGUUCGGCAACCUCUUCUUGUAAAUGAAUUUUCAUUGUCGCUCCACUGAGACGAGUCACUGGCUCUCAGAAGGCAAAGAAACUGGUUGCAACAGUUUAUUAUUUUUUUAAUUUUUUUGUUCUUGUCGGUGUUUUUCAUUGUUAUAAUUUUUAAAGAAAACCCCAUAGCGUGCCUCUUAGAUUUAUGGGUUUCUUAAUGUGUUCUUUCCUAAAGACCAGCAGUGAUACUUUAUAUAAAAGAUGCAUUUAUCCUUUUUUUUUUUCUUUUUUUCUUUUUUAAAUUGUUUAAAAAUUUAAGAGAAAAAAGCCUCUUUUCUUUACUCCGGACCCAGUAGCUGCACUGGUAUACAAUCGCACUGAUAGUUAUACAGAGAAAUAAAUAACAGAUUAAAUAAAUAAGAACUACAAUAAACUUGUGUGUGGAAACUUUUUUAAGAAAACUUACUUUAAAAAUGUAUACAAAAAAAAAAGGAAAUGAGUUUUGUACAUCGAGAUUUGAUUCUUUUCAACAACGAAAUAUUUUGGAUCUAGUUUCUAAAUUAUUUUAGUGGUUUUCUACAUUAAUGAAAAUUGAAUCGAUGAGUUGGAAUGUGUCAUCGGUGGACUGUGAGGUCACCUGCAAUGGCCAUCGGGGGCGGGGCGGGGCUGCCUGGCGUGGCCCCCCUUCCCACCCCCGUGUUUAUUUCACAUUAAAUCGUUUCUUUCCUGCUUAGUAACUUGAAAAUAUUGUUUGGAGAAAAAAAAAAACAAAGCUGAAGAAAUAGCCCUUUCUGUUAGAUCUAGAUCCUCUCCUUCCACAUUGAAUUGCUGUUAGUGUGAUGAAACUUGAAAUGGGCAUUUUACUGAUACUUUGGUUCCCAAAAAAAGAAACAAAAUUUUUAAAAUGUUAAAAAAAAAAAGAUAAAUGUGUGUGGGGGGGUGGGUUUGGGAGUCUAUAUAGAAGGGCUGUCAGUGGGUAUGUGAGCUAUGGCUGUGGCGAUGGAUAUUGUAGUUUUAAACACUAUUGUUAUCUUUUAAAAUCAUUUAUCCAAUUGAGGAAAAAAAAAAAAUAAAGUCCAACUGCAAAGA
Messenger RNA from Paramormyrops kingsleyae, 8639 nucleotides. RefSeq names its product AMMECR nuclear protein 1 (gene ammecr1). Lineage: Eukaryota; Metazoa; Chordata; Actinopteri; Osteoglossiformes; Mormyridae. The record is from RefSeq and is a predicted model, not a curated record.